GCAGAAACGAAGAAAAAAAUCACCGGCUGGAGCCAUAGUCGUUCUUGCCGUUGUACAGAAUGGCAGCUCCGUCGUCGAAGAAGAAAGCUCUGAGCAGGAAUCCCAAGGAAGCUCCAAAAUUUAACAAGGCUUCGAAGAAGGAGUUUAAAGCUAAGAAGAAGGACUCCAUCAAUGGCGUCCCCAACUCCGAACCAGCCUUGUCUUUGCAGUUAGAAGAUGAUGUCCCAGACUUUCCUCGAGGUGGGGGAAGCUCACUUAGCCAAAAAGAGCGCAUUGAGAUUCGCUCUGAAGUUGAUGCAGAGUUUGAAGCCGGGGAGAAGAUGUUUUUCGGAAAGAGUAAGAAGGGUAAGAAGUUGCGAAAGGAUCAGUUAGAAGCAGAUGAUUUUGGUUCACUUUUUGGAGAUGGGGUAACUGGGAAGCUACCCCGGUUUGCUAAUAAGAUCACGACAAAGAAUAUUUCUCCUGGGAUGAAGCUUUGGGGAGUAGUCGCUGAAGUAAAUGAGAAGGACCUUGUGAUUAGUCUGCCCGGGGGCCUGCGUGGAUUAGUCCGUAAUACCGAUGCAGUUGAUUCUAUUUUGGACGACGAAUUUGAGGAAAAUGAUGGUUGUCUUUCCAGUAUCUUUCAUGUGGGCCAGCUGGUUUCCUGCAUUGUAUUGCAGUUGGAUGAUGAUAAAAAGGGAAAACGAAAGAUCUGGCUUUCUCUGUGCCUUUCAUUAUUGCACAAGGGGUUAUCACUAGAUGCAGUUCAGGAAGGGAUGGUACUUGCUGCGUAUGUGAAAAGCGUAGAAGACCACGGCUACAUUCUUCACUUUGGAGUGCCUUCUUUUACAGGAUUCCUGCCUAAGAGUACUCUUGCAGAGAGCGAUGAUGCCAGGGUCGAACCUUGUCAGCUCUUGAAAGGGGUUGUUACUAGGAUUGAUAAAAAUCGGAAAGUCAUAUAUUUGAAUUCAGACCAAGCUACGGUAUCUAAAUCUGUGAUGAAGGAUGUGAAGGGUAUAUCAAUUGAUCUUCUUGUACCAGGAAUGAUGGUUAGUGCUCGUGUACAGUCAACCCUCGAAAAUGGUGUAAUGCUAUCCUUUCUUACAUACUUCACUGGAACUGUUGAUAUGUUUCAUUUACAAAGUUGUUUUCCAACUACAAAUUGGAAAGAUGAUUACAGCAAGAAUAAGAAGGUUAAUGCUCGUAUAUUAUUCAUUGAUCCGACUACAAGAGCUGUCGGCUUGACACUCAAUCGACAUCUCAUUCAUGAUACUAAUCCUCCAUUGCUUGUCAAAGUUGGAGACAUUUGUGACGAGGCAACCGUGGUCAGGGUUGACAAAAAGAUCGGUCUUCUGCUUGAAAUCCCCUCUAGCCCAGCAUCGAUGCCAGCUUUUGUUGGUCUACCUGAUGUGGCUGAAGAAGAAGUGCCAAAGCUGGAGAAGAAGUUCAAGGAGCGCAGUGUCGUCCGUGUAAGAAUAAUAGGGUUUAGGCAUUUGGAAGGGCUUGCUACAGGGACUCUGAAGGCUAGUGCUAUUGAAGGCCCUGUUUUUACUCACUCCGAGGUGAAACCAGGAAUGGUUGUGAGGGGUAAAAUCAUAGCAGUCGAUAGCUUUGGGGCUAUUGUGCAGUUUCCCGGUGGUUUGAAGGCGCUUUGCCCUCUUCAGCACAUGUCCGAAUUUGAAAUUGCGAAACCAAGAAAAAAAUUUCAGGUCGGCGGUGAACUGACUUUUCGUGUGCUUGGCUGCAAGUCCAAAAGAUUAACCGUGACACACAAGAAAACUCUUGUUAGGUCGAAACUUCCAAUCAUUAGUUCAUAUGCAGAAGCAACUGAUGGACUUGUUAUUCAUGGUUGGAUAACAAAGAUAGAAAAGCAUGGAUGCUUUGUACACUUUUACAAUGGAGUUCAAGGAUUUGCCCCAAGAUCUGAGCUUGGCCUAGAGCCUGGAAGUGAACCAAGUUCAAUGUAUCAUGUUGGCCAGGUUGUCAAAUGCAGAAUUAUCAGCUCUGUUCCUUCCUCUCGUCGAAUUAACCUUAGCUUCAUGAUGAAGGCUACAAGGCUUUCUGAAGAAGAUACUGUGAAGCUGGGCAAUGUGGUUGCAGGAGUUGUUGAGAAGGUGACUCCAUCUGCUGUAGUUGUGAAUGUUAUUGGGAAGCAGUAUGUCAAGGGUAUAAUUGAUACUGAGCAUUUGGCUGAUCAUCAUGAACUGGCUGUCUUGAUGAAGUCAUUCUUGAAACCUGGACAUGAAUUUGAGAAACUCUUAGUCCUUGAUGUUGAAGGCAAAAAUAUAACUCUCUCCGCAAAAUUCUCCCUCAUCAAUUCAGCAAAGCAGCUUCCUUCUGAUAUGAGUCAGAUUCGUCCUCACUCAACUCUACAUGGUUAUAUUUGCAACAUAAUUGAAAAUGGUUGCUUUGUACGCUUUCUUGGCCACUUGACUGGUUUCUCCCCCAGAAGCAAGGCCAUUGAUGAUCCCAGUGUUCAGCUUUCAGAAGCUUUCUACAUUGGGCAGUCCAUCCGUAGUAAUAUUGUCGAGGUGAAUACUGAUACAAAUAGAAUAAAGUUGUCCUUGAAGCAGUCAAUUUGUGCAUCAACUGAUGCAUCCUUUCUUCUGGGAUAUUUUCUUUCAGAGGAUAAGAUAUCGAAGUUUGAGUCCACCGAUGUUAAACGGGCCGACUUGCAAUGGGUGGAAGAAUUUAAAGUUGGUAGUAUUGUUGAAGGAAUAAUACACGAGUGCAAAGAGUUUGGAGUAGUUGUGAGAUUUGACAAACACAGCAAUGUUUUUGGUUUUAUUACCAAUUAUCAAUUAGGUGGGGCAACUUUGGCGACAGGAUCGAUAAUACAAGCUGCUGUUCUAGAUGUUGCCAAGAGUGAACGCCUGGUUGACUUAACCUUAAAACCUGAGUUCUUAAAGACAUAUAGAGAGCAGAGUUCCAGUAGAAAAAGUGAAAAGAAGAAACGAAAAAGUGAAGUAUACAAAGACUUGGAGGUGAAUCAGACAGUUAACGCUGUUGUUGAGAUCGUGAAGGAGAAUUACUUGGUCCUUUCAGUGCCAGACUACAAUUACGCUGUAGGUUACGCUUCAUUAUUGGACUACAAUUCUCAGCGACUACCUCGCAAACAAAUGCUUAAUGGACAGAGUAUUGCAGCCACCGUUGUGGCCCUUCAAAGCCCUUCAACAACUGGCAGGUUGCUUUUUAUUCUCAAUUCUAUCAACCAGAUCACUGAAACAUCAAAUUCGAAAAAAGCCAAAAAGAAGUCGAGCUAUAGUGUUGGAUCACUUGUUCAAGCAGAGGUUACUGAAAAGAGGCCCCUUGAAAUGAAAGUGAAAUUUGGUGUUGGUCUUCGUGGGAGAAUCCAUAUUACAGAGGUUGCUAAUGCUGGCCUCUCAGAAGAUCUGUUUGGCGACUUCCGAAUUGGGCAAACAGUGACUGCUAGGAUUGUUGCAAAAGCUGGUCAAUCAGAGAAUAAGAAGGGCGUGCAGUGGGAACUUUCUACAAAACCUGAAGUGCUGGCAGAUUUAACCGAGCUAAACAACAAUCUCAUGCUCGAGAAUCACGAGUUUUCUUCUGGAGAAUGUAUUAGUGGCUAUGUAUACAAAGUAGACAGUGAAUGGGCAUGGUUAGCUGUAUCUCGAAGUGUACAAGCACAGCUUUUCAUUUUGGAUAGUUCUAGUGAACCUAGUGAACUCAAGGCAUUUCAGCAACGUUUUGCUGUGGGCAAGCUGGUCAAGGGGUAUGUUUUGACAUAUAACAGAGAGAAGUCCUUGCUCCGUGUUGGAAACAGUCCUUCGCGUGCACGCAAACAAACUGAUGGUUCUCAAGAUAACAUUACUGCUCAUAUUCAUCAAGGAAAUGUGGUAGGGGGCAGAAUCACGAGAGUUUUUCCAGGUGUCGGUGGAUUGUUUGUGCAAAUUGGCCCUCAUUUACAUGGUAAAGUUCAUUUCACUGAACUUAGAGACUCGUGGGUGCCUGACCCUUUGGCUGGAUAUCACGAAGGGCAAUUUGUCAGAUGCAAGGUUCUGGAGAUUAGCCAAUCAGACAAGGGCACUGCUCAUAUAGAUCUCUCACUACGGUCAUCUCUUGUUGGCAUGCACAGUCACAGUUCAUCGGAUCCUUCUGAAAAUAUGGAUUCUCCAUGCAGGCAUGUGGAAAAGAUUGGGGAUCUUCACCCAAAUGAUGUUGUUCAGGGUUAUGUUAAGAGUGUUACUACAAAGGGAUGUUUCAUUUUGCUUUCAAGGAAGCUUGAUGCAAAAAUACUUAUGUCGAAUCUUUCUGAUGGAUACAUUGAGAAACCUGAAGCGGAAUUCCCAGUGGGUAAACUUGUUGUUGGAAGAAUAUUGUCUGUGGAGCCUUUAUCAAAUCGAAUUGAAGUUACUUUGAGGACAUCAAACUCUAGAAGUGAGGCAAAAUCUCAGAAGAAUGAUUUGAGCCACCUAAGCGUUGGAGAUAAAGUUUCUGGCUUGAUUAGGCGGGUGGAAUCAUAUGGAUUGUUUAUAACACUGAACAACACAAACAUAGUUGGACUGUGUCAUGCAUCACAGCUUCCAGGUGAUCAUGUUAGCAACAUUCAAAGUAAAUAUAAAGCUGGAGAGAAGGUUACAGUAAAGAUAUUGAAGGUGGAUGAGGAAAGGUCUCGAAUCUCGCUUGGCAUGAAAAACUUGGAAACUCAAGGUGACCUUGACAGAAAUGGAGAUGGAUCUGUUGCAGGUGGAGGGGGAGACAGUGAUUCAACUGAUGAUAGUGACUCCAAUUUGAUAAUUGUUCCUGGGAGUAGUUUAGCUGAGAAACAAGAUUCGGACUCUGAAGAUGGAGGUGAAGAACAAACAAUUUUUGCAGAAACAUUAUCAAGGGCUUCCAUUCCUCCAUUGGAAGUGAACCUUGAUGACAUGGAGGAAGAUAAUGCAGACGAUCAGAUUUGUCAUCAGCAGGAGCACAAUGAUGAACAAGGCCCUAUAGACAAAAAGAAAAUGAAAAAAGAAAAAAGUAAAACUAGGGAAGAGAGGGAGAAAGAGAUUAGAGCUGCUGAAGAAAGACUGCUGGAGAAGGAUAUACCAAGAACUGCGGAUGAGUUUGAGAAACUCCUUCGAAGCUCUCCUAAUAGUAGUUUCAUUUGGAUAAAGUACAUGGCCUUCUUGCUUAACACUGUUGAUGUAGAGAAAGCUCGUGCAGUUGCGGAAAGGGCUCUGAGAACAAUAAGUUUCCGAGAAGAGACUGAGAAGCUCAAUAUCUGGGUAGCCUACUUCAAUUUGGAAAACCAGUAUGGAAUUCCCCCAGAGGAGGCUGUGAAGAAAUUGUUCCACCGUGCCCUGCAAGUUUGUGAUUCCAAGAAGGUCCACCUGGCACUAUUGGGAAUGUAUGAAAGGACUGAACAGAAUGAGCUGGCUGACGAGCUUCUUGACAAAAUGCUCAAGAAGUUUAAGCAAUCAUGCAAGGUUUGGUUAAUUAGAAUGCGGAGGGUCAUGAACCAAGAAGAAGAAAAGGUUCAGUCAGUAGUACAAAGAGCUAUAUUGAACCUUCCCCGGCAUAAGCACAUAAAGUUUAUCCGGCAAGCUGCUCUCCUUGAGUUCAAAAAUGGGCUUCCUGAUAGAGGCCGUAAUAUGUUUGAAGGAGUUUUGAGGGAGUACCCGAAGAGAACUGACUUGUGGAGCAUUUAUAUAGACCAAGAAAUCAAACUUGGAGAUUCAGAUGUUAUCCGCUCAUUGUUCGAGAGAGCAAUUACUUUAAGCCUCGCGCCUAAAAAGAUGACAUUCUUGUUCAAGAAAUAUCUCGAGUAUGAGAAGUCUAUGGGCGACGAAGAGAAAAUUGAGGCUGUGAAGCAGAAAGCACUGGACUAUGCGCGAUCUGAACUGGUAUAGUAUAACCACUUCGGUGGGAUUUACAAACUCACUGAUUCCAUCUGCAUCAGCAGUACAGGUGUGUUUGAAGUCGAAAAUUCUGCUCUUUGUGAAGAUGCAGUAUCCCAGACGUUUUAUUAUGAUCUGUGCUAAGGCGAUUUGAGUAUGGAGAAUUGUCCAGUGGGAUUUUUGCUAGGUUUUUGCCCACAUUUCACUGAUCUUGUAUCGUGUAGAAUUUGUAUCCUUUACGUACCGGGAUCGAGGCCACUGUAAACUAAAUUUAUUACUUUUCGCCUUCUUAUUGAUAUGUAUACAUUUUCUGUCCAAG
This is a messenger RNA of Linum tenue, 6138 nucleotides long. NCBI's taxonomy places the organism in Eukaryota, Viridiplantae, Streptophyta, Magnoliopsida, Malpighiales, Linaceae. The record is from the annotation of a GenBank genome assembly.